This is a messenger RNA of Pochonia chlamydosporia 170, 369 nucleotides long. RefSeq lists its product as hypothetical. The transcript has a single exon. The record is from RefSeq and is a predicted model, not a curated record. Lineage: Eukaryota; Fungi; Ascomycota; Sordariomycetes; Hypocreales; Clavicipitaceae. The coding region runs from base 1 to 369 and encodes 122 amino acids.
AUGUCUCCGGCUGCCACGGAGGGUCGCACAAUGCAAGCAUUCGUACACCCUCAUCCCAUGCCGCGGCUCUUCCCUGGAGCGAAUACUAAGAAUAACGUGGCAGAUUCAAUGCCAUUUUGGGUUCAUAUGUACCCCGUACAGCCCCUGACAUGCUGGAUGUUGGGAACACCUGCAGGCUCAUACAAUACUUUUGGUGGCACAUAUCAAUUUGCCCCAGAUGGCAACAGGUGGCUCUGGAGGCUGAGUGACAAGCAACCUUCCCGUAUUAUCAGCAUUGAUUUCUCUAUGUUUGCCAAGAGCACGGAGCAAAUCUUCGUGCUUCACGUUUUACACUCAAUAGUGCCAAGUCCCGAGGUCGUGACGCAUUGA